Malania oleifera is the source of this 528-nucleotide messenger RNA. RefSeq lists its product as uncharacterized. Lineage: Eukaryota; Viridiplantae; Streptophyta; Magnoliopsida; Santalales; Ximeniaceae. The record is from RefSeq and is a predicted model, not a curated record. Bases 1 to 528 code for a protein of 175 amino acids. Gene Ontology annotation, molecular function: electron transfer activity. The transcript has 2 exons.
AUGGCUCAUGGUGAUGCGCAGAGACUCAUUCUAAUGGCGACAACUUCCAUAUUACUAAUUGCUAGCACUGCCAAUCCAAACUGGGAUUGGAUGGUCGGAAGCGACUACUCGGACUGGAGCCCUCCUAAUCGAUCGCCCAAAAAGUUCAUCGUCGGUGGCGUAGCAAAGUGGGCUGCCGGCGUCAACUACACCGACUGGGUCAUCAAAAAUCGUCCCUUCUACGAAAAUGACACUCUAGUUUUCAAGUACCCACCUCCGGGUGGUAAAAGAAAGACUGGAUACAGUGUGUACUUGUUCGACUCGUGGGACUACUGGAGCUUCGCAAGUUGCGACAUCGACACUGCGCGCAUGGUCGCUAACUCCACUCAAGGAGUGGGGAAGGGUUUCCAGUUCAAGCUCACUUAUCCCUUCGGAGCAGACAUGCCAGCCUUGUUUGGUUGUGGCGAAGGGAAUGGCAGCCAUUGCAGAGACGGCGGGAUGAUGUUGGCCGUGUGGCCGUGGCCGCGCCGGCGACCGCUGCAACACUGA